UUGCUGGUCGCAAUUGCCAAAAUGCCAAAGCCGUUUUGCCAAGUCCGGCAUGCAUCGACGUCCAGUAUAUAGACGGCAAGAUGGUUUUGAUAUUCGAGAUUUCACGUCCAUUUGCCGUCUCCGGAUGCUUGAGACAUGGCUGCCUGCGAAGGUAUUCGAAUCCGCGGCUUCACGGGAAAACUGCAUCUUCCGGCUACUUGCUCUGAAAGAGUAUCAUUCCUUGUCUCAACCCGUUUUAACCACGCCUUUGUAUCUCAUCGCUGUCAUCCUAAUGCCAUGAUAUUACCUGAUGACUCCAACACACUUGGAUACCGCACUGAAACGCUUCACGGAAAUGAGGAUUCCAAGAUCAAGCGUCCUCGUCUCGACUCUGGGGAAACUGGUACCGAUGACGAAGUUGCGGACUGGGGUCACUGGGGCCACCGGCCGGCCGAAUCUGCACACAGAGAAGACGCAUCACCCAUGUCUGUGCGGCGACAGCUGAGCCCUCUCGAACAUCAGGGCUGCGACUUUUUCGAGUCUAGAGUUUUCAAAGGGGCAACUGCCUUCCCCUCCUCUCGCUCCCCAGACCACUUGCUGUACGUACCGUCAGAGUCAUUGCUCAACCAACUCUGUUUCGACACGGUCACCGAAAUUGAAUCUGGAGGGUCGUGUUUCGAUGUUUCUGACUGUGAAGCGGUUCCAGAGCUCGGAUACGAUCAGACGCCCAAUCCGGUAUAUGAGGAUGGACCUUUACUUGCUCGUCAGCACCUUGUUCCGCGGAGCGAACUGCCCUAUACGUGUCUGGACAUAGUUCUAAAAUCCUCUCCUGACGAAAUACUACCAUUCCAUCAGGAGGCAAUGUGCGAGAGCCCAAAUCGUCCAGAUCCUGUCAAUGUCAAGAUUGUACAGCAAGUACCAACGACAAAGCUUACCCACAGAAGGGUGGCGCGAUCUAGGCCAGAAUGUUGCCGUGGCCGCUACCACCGGAAUCCCAAAGCAAAAGCCCAAUACUUGCGGGAUCGUAACUUUCGUACCGCAUCCAUGCCUAUUGAGGCACCCACUGCGCUAAGGGUGGACAACAUUCCAUUGCUCAACUCCGAGAGCUUUAAGCUAAAGCGGAAGCACUGCGCAUUCGUGCAAGAGCAGGAGCUGAGGUGCCUCUUCGAGGAUCGCGUGGGGACGCCACACCUUAGCGAGUUGCAGCCUGGUGACGAUGUGAACGCCCAGCUCAACGUAGACGAACUUAGCGUGGGAGGAGAGGUUGCGGCUUUAAGCAUAGUGGAUGGGGCCACGCAAGGACUUUCUGAAUUCGCGAUUACGGACAUUCCGUACAAGGGACUGGGUCCGAAUUGACUAAUGUGGUGUGGGAUGAGUUGGUACCUGCGUGAGUGAUUUGUGAGAGGGCUGACAUUUUGGGAUCGGCGCUUUUGUACGUAUACGUUGUGCAUGUUUAUGCCUCACUAAGCUCAUUCUUUGGACGGCAUCCAGCAUAAGAGACCUC
This is a messenger RNA of Paraphaeosphaeria sporulosa, 1483 nucleotides long. RefSeq lists its product as uncharacterized. Bases 136 to 1335 code for a protein of 399 amino acids. The record is from RefSeq and is a predicted model, not a curated record. The transcript is spliced from 2 exons. Lineage: Eukaryota; Fungi; Ascomycota; Dothideomycetes; Pleosporales; Didymosphaeriaceae.